AUGGUAUCGGGCAAGAAACGCAAAGCAUCGAGAGUAUCUCUGGACCCAGUAUCGACAAAACUCGUUUCUCACACUUGGGAGAAGGACGAUGAGGAGCUCGAAUUGGAGUCUGCCCUCUUUGGAACGAGCAAGAAGCGUGUCGGGUCAGGCGCAGGGGUGAACGGUCAUGUAACGUCUGAAGACGUAGAGAUGAAGCGGAUGGAAGACAUGGAAGAUGAUGAUCUGUUCACCAUUGACGCACCUGUGGCUUCGUAUCUUGACGGAGGAGGGAACACGGACGACGACGAGGAUAGGGAAGAGGUGUCUGAGGACGAAUCAGAGGGACAGGAUCGUUUCGCAAAUGGGGAAACUGACGAAGAAGAAGAUGAUGAUGAGGACGACGACGAAAGCGAUGCCUCUGGUCCAUCUAUCCACAUGGACGAUACAACAUUCAAACCUGUUGAAGCAGAGGUAGAUGCCGACGACGACGAUGAGGAGGGUGUAUCCGAUGUGGACGUCAAAAUCACCUUUCCUGCCGAUCUUCAAUCGUCUUCCAGCUCCAGUUCAAGCUCCAGAUCAUCUUCCCGUUCACGCUCCGGUUCGCCAUCAGUCAAGGGGAAAGAAAGGCGACAGGCCUUAUGGGUCGAUCCUGCGGAUGAGAUGAUUUCCGUGGACCUGAUAAAAGACAGGAGAAUGCGGAAGAUGGCCAGAGGUAAAGCGGGUGAAGAGGGAGUGGUGGAUGGAAGAGAGCUUGAAAAGAGGUUGAGGGAGCAAUUCGAGCGACUCCAUCCUCGACCCCAAUGGGCAUCCAAUCGGGUCAAAAGCGGUACACCAGCUUUACGAUCCUUGCUGUCAUCCACGAAGUCCUUCGUCUCACCGUUAGCCAAUGGCUCAGGUUCUCGACCUCCUCUAGCGCGUGGAGUCAUCGAAAUGCAACGUCUCCUCGAUGCGAACCAUCAAAAUCCCACAACUGGAAAGAAGGAAGCCAGUAAUGCGGGAAAUGGAGUCGUGGAUAUCGCCUGGCACCCCAGUAGUAGGGUCGGAGUUCUGGCCGUAGGCGGAGGAGAUAGGCGUGUCCGAUUCUUCAAUAUUGACGGUCAUACCAAUGCUGCUCUUCUGACCAUUCAUCUCCCUUCGCUCCCUCUUGGUCGAACAACGUUCCAUCCAUCCGGUACAUCCCUCCUUUUAACCGGUACCAGGCCUUACUAUUACACCUACGACCUCAUCGCUUCUCGGUGUGUCCGAUCUCCUCGAAACCUUUUUGGCUCCGUUCAAACGUCUUCCUCUCCCAACACUCUGACUCGACACGCAUUCUCACCUGGUGGCACGUUGCUAGCCGUCGCGGGUCGACGAGGCGCCGUUUCCAUCCUUGAUUGGAGUGGCAGUGGUGUAGGAGCAGUAGUGGCGGAAUUGAAAUCUGGUCGUGGAGGAUCCGUCGUGGAUCUCGUUUGGACCGGUCAAAAGGAAUUGAGCGUGUUGGGAGGAAGAGAUGGAGCUGAAGUUGAAGUUUGGGAUGUCGGGUCCAGGUCUGUCGUGAGGAAAUGGCGAGAUGAGAGGUGUUACGGAGGAUCCAUCAUGAGAUUGUCAGAGGACGAAAAAUGGACGGCUGUGGGCUCGUCUACUGGUAUCGUCAACCUUUACGAAUCGUCCGAUCUCCGAGGAAAAUCAUCCCACAAUGAUGCACUUCAGCACCUCUCCCCAGAACCGUUCAAGAGCCUCGAACACCUCACGACGCCUAUCACAUCACUCGCUUUUCAUCCAUCUUCUGAAUUGCUGGUCACUGCCUCAGAUAGCAAGCGAAACAGGUUAAAGCUUUAUCACCUCGCGUCUGGUUCAGCGUAUGGUAAUUGGCCCACUCAGACCACUCCGCUUGGUCGAAUCAACGCAAUGGCAUUCUCAUCCGGUGGCGAUUACCUCGCUACGGGGAAUCAACGAGGAAAGGUCCUGUUGUAUAGUUUAAAGCAUUAUGCCAAUGCAUGA
Messenger RNA from Kockovaella imperatae, 1959 nucleotides. Its product is annotated as WD40-repeat-containing domain protein. Gene Ontology annotation, cellular component: small-subunit processome; Pwp2p-containing subcomplex of 90S preribosome. Lineage: Eukaryota; Fungi; Basidiomycota; Tremellomycetes; Tremellales; Cuniculitremaceae. Gene Ontology annotation, molecular function: protein binding. Gene Ontology annotation, biological process: rRNA processing. The record is from RefSeq and is a predicted model, not a curated record. Bases 1 to 1959 code for a protein of 652 amino acids. The transcript has 6 exons.